Molecule: messenger RNA, 2369 nt
Organism: Colias croceus (clouded yellow)
Lineage: Eukaryota; Metazoa; Arthropoda; Insecta; Lepidoptera; Pieridae
Gene: Regnase-1
Product: probable ribonuclease ZC3H12C
Exons: 4
Coding region: 334-1902 (522 amino acids)
Cellular component (GO): nucleus; cytoplasmic ribonucleoprotein granule
Molecular function (GO): mRNA binding; RNA endonuclease activity; metal ion binding
Source: RefSeq, a predicted model, not a curated record
GCUCUAUCAAAAUGUGGCUGGUUGUUUUAUGUUUACAUGUUCGUGUAUGUGUAAGUGUGUCGCGUGCGCUGCUCGCAUCCUGUUGGCGGUGACGACACAUCGCACGACUCAGCGUCGCCCGAAUACUCCCAUAUCAUUGGCCACGCUUAUCUUCCAAACUACCGAUAGAAUUUCUCCAGUAGUAAACGGAACUAGCAAUAGUACCGAUAUGAAACCGAUGCUCAGAUUUACGCGGUUUUGAUGCGAUACGCAUUACAAAAGAGCGAUCGCAUUAUUAUGUUUUGCCUGUGAAGUGAUCGUGGUUGAUGGGGAAAGCCAUAACAAUAGAACGUAAUGACAAGUAUAAAUCUAUUCGCAGAAAGAAACUGGUCUGAAGGACUUUCGUUGAAUGCGAAAUAUGUGGAGUCAUCACUGGGAUGGGCCGGCGAGCGCGGCGAGGACUCGAGCUACGACUCGGAGUGCGAGGACGACGGCGGGCACCGGACCGCGUCGCGGACUCCCUCCGACACGCUCGCGGCGGAGUUCGCUGAGUACGUCACGCUUGCGCCGGCGCCGCCGCAGCCUAACCAGGCAAAAAUCGAGUUCGCCGUGAAACUCGGUUACUCAGAGAGCCUGGCGCGCACAGCGCUGAAGCGCUUAGGGCCGGACCCGCCGCGCAACGAGCUGCUGGCCGAGCUGAUAAAGCUUGCGGCGAAGCGGCCACAGCGGGCGCCUUCGCCCCCGCAGCCCCUCGACCCGGAGCCGGCGCAGGACCGGGCGCCGCUAAGGCACAUCGUUAUAGAUGGCAGCAAUGUCGCUAUGAGUCAUGGCAACAAAGAGGUGUUCUCGUGCCGAGGUAUCGAGAUUUGCGUGGACUGGUUCCGCGCGAGAGGCCACAAGGAAAUCACGGUGUUUGUACCAAAAUGGCGGAAAGAAGCUUCGAGACCCGACAACCCCGUGUCCGACCGCGACUCGCUGGAGCGGCUGGAGCGAGAUCGCGUGCUCGUAUACACGCCCAGUAGACUUCUCGGAGGAAAACGUCUCAUUUGCUACGACGACAGAUACAUAUUAAGACUCGCCGCAGAAACAGACGGAAUAGUCGUUUCCAACGACAACUACAGAGACCUAGCAGCAGAGAGCCCCGAAUUCAGAAAAGUAAUCGAGGAAAGAUUACUCAUGUACUCCUUCGUCAACGACAGGUUCAUGCCUCCGGACGAUCCUCUCGGUAGAUCUGGACCGACGUUAGACGCUUUCCUCCGCGCCCCUCCCUCCCGCGCAGACCCUCCACCGCCUUGCCCAUACGGAAGAAAAUGUACAUACGGCAAUAAGUGCAAGUUCCACCACCCAGAAAGAGCCGGCAGACCGCACAAGUCGGUUGCGGAAAAAUUGUCAGAACGUGCGGCGAGGAAAGCGCAUUUGCACACGCUCAGUUUGCCGCCUGGUGGCAGACCGACGGAUAAUAAGAAACCGCUAGCAAGAGCACAUUCAGCCACUCCAAGAUUGGCUGAUCCAACGCUUGCAACACAUUUCGAUAGAGCCCAAAUUCAACCGGGACCUUCGCAUCCUCCCCCUGACGCCAAUCCGCACAGGAAACUAGCUCGACAGCUGACAUUGAACCCAGCGUGUGAUCCGAGAUUACACGCAUCCGCCGCUAGAGUAUCUUCUGCUCCAGUCGGCGCUAUGGGCGCCAUGCCCCUACAUAUGGCAGGAGUUUCUAUAUCUCCGUGCGCUUCGGAAGGCGCUCUUCAACUCUGGGAAGCCAGGAGACGGAUGCACUACCACCUGGCUAACAUCUUCCCUGAACCGCAAGUCGCGGAAGUGAUGGCCGCGUACCCAGAAGAAACAGAUGCCCAGAAGAUGUGCGCUAUCAUCCUGGCCCGGUACAGGCCGAGCGAAGCGACCCUGCCUCAUCCCAUACACUGAGGAGACAAAUUCAAAUAAUGGUCGAAAAUUAUUCUCAAUUUCAAAAAGAAAUCGAGCUUUAAUUCGCCGAUCUACUAUGGAUUUGAAUAUGGAAUUGAUUCUAGCUUUGCAUACCUCAUUUAAAUUAAUUGGCUAAAUGAGACGUAGUGGACCUGUGGAGCUCAGGAUGAUAGACAGAUUGCUGAUGUCGUCUUGCUGUGGUAGAAACAACGAAAUCUCUUGACGCUUGAUGUCACUAUUAUUUUAUUUGGAUUGACUUGCUGUGCCAACGGUGGAAUGGUAAUUUUAUCAUUCCAAGGCAUUUAGUUGACUUUUAUUUUAUGAUAUGUGCUUCUGAGAAGCAUAUGGUGUUAUUUAAUUAUGAUCUAAGUAGGACACCAUUUAAAUGUACAAAUUCAUGUUUAUUUUAUAUUUUUGUCAACAUUAAUAUCAUCUAAUAAAAAUAAAUGCAAUAAAUAACCAUUUUA